CGUCAGUGGGUGCACUGUCAAGAGAGAGGAAAUAUAAACAAAAAGACAAAAAUGAGGCAAAGCAUACAAAGUCGACUGUCUACUUACCUUCACUCUCGUUCGAGGCCGAGAAUGACACGAUAGGUGCAAGAAAAGAGGAGCAAAACAACGAUAUUAAUAUCGCUUAGUAGGAACAGGAAGAAGAAGAUACGCACGUGCCGUUAUUUGUGUUGACUAAAUUAUUUCCAAGAAAAAGCAUCCUCAUGUCGUUUCCGAUGACGGGACAAGCGGCCGCUGGAUAUAAUCAAGCGAUGAUGACUUCUGAUCGACGGAUCAAAGGUCAUCAAGCCGCAACAACUUUGAGGCCCAUUCGAAUUGCAUGGUGUUGUCUUGCGACGCUAGCAGCAGUGGCAGAAACAAGUGCGACAUCAAACUCUGGUGUCUACCUGCGCUCGGAGGGGAGCGCAAACAGGAAAAUGAAAGACGCGAAAGUAGAUGAACAAGUACUAGACGACCAAAAUUCACAAGAAGAGGAAGAAGACGAAAAUGAGCAGCUUGACCUCGUUGAAACGAGUGAGUCUGAGGUACCGGUUGACGGUGAGGAGGAAGACGCACCUACUCGGAGCGAAAUGUCUGAUAAAGAAGCACUUGACGCGUAUGGGGAAGUUUCCAGUAGCAGCAGCGCAGAAGCAGGCGUUGGGGUUGCUGGUGGGACUAGUCGUGCUACAAGGCGAAGUGCAUCCUCUAAAAGUAAAGCGAGCGCCGAGCGCAAGCCGUCCCCGACAAAGGUCGAAAUCGAAAGUGAUCAAACACAAACUACAGCUUCUCCUCCUUCCCCCAGAAGGUCACAACUAAAAAGACCACUAGCACACGACGAGAUGAAUGUUGACAAAAUCAUAUUGACGCCCCCAGCGACCAAGGCAAAAGUAGAGCAGGAACAUCACUCGCAGUCCCCGCUACCAAAAGAACAGGCAGUAAAACUUCACCAAGAGAACAGUAAUGCUUACAGUAGCCAUCAUCUUGACAAGGGUGAGGUGGAGAGUUCCAAACUUGUGACGAAGCAGGCACACAUGAACGUGACUUCUGACGUUAGCGCAUCAGCUUCUGAUUAAGGCCUAAGAUUUUUUGAUUUUCUCAUUCUUGAUGUUGAUCUUGUUUUCAAGAAGGCUACGACAAUCUAGAGACUUAGCGACCUGGUAAACUCUACAAGCAAGCUUCCUUGAUUUCUCUUUUCAGUUUCCAAUCCGCAACGCUAAUCCUCCAGUGAAGAUGCAGCAGCCACAACUAGAAAGGAAAAAGCAGCGAACCCGAUCAAUACGGUGUUGCUUCUAGUCAUCGUGUGGUCGUCACUGAUCAUACUAGUGGAGUUCGUCUUCCUGUACCAAUUACGUGCUGGAGCCCCUCCGAUGAUGAAGGACGAACAUGCAGAAGGAGAAGCAGCUGAAAUGGAUGGUAUUUCGUUUGAACUAAGUUCAAAGAACUUCUGUCAUAAUUAUGAGAGAGCAAGGUAGCACAUGGAUCACACGAAGAUUUUCAUUUCUAAGAAUAUGCGCUCCUCGUCAAUUUUUACCAUUCUGACUUCACAGAUGUUUAUGAGGAGGACGAGGAGGAGCCUGAACGUGCCCAUGGCGAUGAUACCUGAGGGGAUGCACGAUGAAUGGUCUUUUGAUGCCGAUACACCGUAGACCCUGGCCCUAGACCACAGGCGCGAUGUCAGGACUUGCGAGGCUUCUUGUUGGGACCGUAAAUAGCGCGCACAGAGGGCUGUAUCGACCUCCUCGCGAGAUCAAGACAAUCCAUUACAACAUCCACUUACUCAUUGUCAUUUGAGCAUAGUAGGGUGGGCAAGUCUGAAAACCAUUGACAUGAUGAUAAAAUUUGCAGGAUUACUCAUCAUCAACGCAGAAGAUAGUGAGACCGUGCCGAGCACCAGCCUUUUUCCAACAACACAGCGAAAGCAGAAAGGCCACUGCUGAAUGUCACGAGUAUCAAUC
Messenger RNA from Amoebophrya sp. A25, 1973 nucleotides. NCBI's taxonomy places the organism in Eukaryota, Dinophyceae, Syndiniales, Amoebophryaceae. The record is from the annotation of a GenBank genome assembly.